Messenger RNA from Manis javanica (Malayan pangolin), 1555 nucleotides. RefSeq names its product elongation factor for RNA polymerase II 3 (gene ELL3). Gene Ontology annotation, biological process: transcription elongation by RNA polymerase II; positive regulation of transcription elongation by RNA polymerase II; snRNA transcription by RNA polymerase II. The record is from RefSeq and is a predicted model, not a curated record. NCBI's taxonomy places the organism in Eukaryota, Metazoa, Chordata, Mammalia, Pholidota, Manidae. Gene Ontology annotation, cellular component: transcription elongation factor complex. Gene Ontology annotation, molecular function: cis-regulatory region sequence-specific DNA binding.
AGCUGGUCGCAGACUUUCUCCCCGGAACUGGGGCAGCCCCUUCUGAAGGCCAUUGCUGUGCAUGCCAACCCAAGAAGACACCUCUGGGGUCCACGGGGACUUUCUGGGGAAAGCGAAGCACCGCCCACGCGGUAGAGAAACCUCAAGGUGACGCCGGCUGGGGGUGGGGCCGGAGGGUGAGGCCCCUCCCUCCCUCCGGCGGGGCCGACCUGGGCUGCGGGGUGUGCCAGCCUGCCUAGUCCUGCACGGCGGAGGUGGUAGUGGGGGCCCUAGCCUGUGGCUACUCUGCACCUCGCAGCCAUGGAGGGACCCCAGGAGCUUCUAAGUGGAAAGUUCCAGCUUUGCUUCACCCCAGCAGCCCGGACCAGCUUCUUGAUGCUUAGGCUCAACGACGCAGCGCUGCGGGCGCUGCAGGAGUGUCAGCGGCAACAGGUUCGGCCAGUGAUCGCUUUCCAAGGCAACCGAGGGUAUCUGAGGCUCCCAGGCCCUGGCUGGCCCCGCCUCUUCUCCUUCAUAGUGUCCCAGUGUGGCCAAGAGGGCCCUGGAGUUGGAUUGGACCUUGUGUGUCAACGCUUAGGCAGAUCUGGGCCUAACUGCCUCCACUGCCUGGGCCCACUCAGGGAGCGCCUCACUGUUUGGGCAGCCAUGGAUUCUAUCCCAGCCCCAUCUUCAGUUCAGGGACACAACCUGGCUGAAGAUGCCAGAGAUUCUGAGAGUUGGCAGAACAUGGGAGACGACUAUUCUGAAGCUGCAGUUUCACAGCCACAGAUGGCACUAGAAGAGGUGCCGGACCCACUGGCAAGCAGCCAUGGACAGUCACUCCCAGGAUCCUCGAGGGAACACAUGUCACAGUGGGAAGUGAGGAACCAGACUCAUUAUUCAAAGAGAGAGCCUGAUCAGGUACUGCGUUCCUCUGCUAGCCAGAAAUAUCUGGACAAGAAACGUCCAGCACCUGCAGCCACUAUAAAACUAAAAGAGAAGAGGCCCAGAACUCUGCCUCUAGCUCCAAGUUCCCAACAAGGGCUCCCCACUCAGGACCUACAAGAGGGAGAAAAUUGGGAGCAAGAAGAUAAAGAUGAAGAUAUGGGUUCCAGGCUGGAGCAUAGUCCCUCAGUUCAAGCAGACUCUGAAUCCCCACACCCUGAAGAGGUACCAGAUUAUCUCCUGCAAUACAGGGCCAUCCACAGUGCAGAGCAGCAACAUGCUUAUGAGCAGGACUUUGAAACAGAUUAUGCUGAAUACCGUAUCUUGCAUGCUCGUGUUGGGGCUGCAAGCCAAAGGUUCAUGGAGCUGGGAGCAGAGAUCAAGAGAGUUCAGAGAGGAACUCCAGAACACAAGGUGCUGGAAGAAAAGAUAGUCCAGGAAUAUAAAAAGUUCAGGAAGCGGUACCCAGGUUACAGGGAAGAAAAACGUCGCUGUGAGUACCUGCAUCAGAAAUUGUCCCACAUUAAAGGUCUCAUCCUGGAGUUUGAGAAGAACAGGCGCAGCUGAAGUUGUGAGAGGGCUCUUGGCCCUCUGCCCUGUGAUAUGAAGGAACAAAGCAGCUAUAAACUAG